This is a messenger RNA of Drosophila yakuba, 2020 nucleotides long. RefSeq names its product protein odr-4 homolog. The transcript has 6 exons. The record is from RefSeq and is a predicted model, not a curated record. Gene Ontology annotation, cellular component: endomembrane system. Lineage: Eukaryota; Metazoa; Arthropoda; Insecta; Diptera; Drosophilidae. Gene Ontology annotation, biological process: intracellular protein localization. The coding region runs from base 241 to 1767 and encodes 508 amino acids.
UUCAGUUAAAUAUUUAAUUCCAAUAAAAGGAAGAGGAAGAGCGCGUUUAACGUCCACUGUAGUGAUGCACAAAUUUGAAUAGCUACGCACUAUCGCUUACUAUCGAAACUAAGCCUCGAUACAUAUUCGAUUACAGCUACUAUCGUGGGGGGUGCACCCAGCUCUAAAAAUUGGUCAUUUCGGAACGAACAUAUAGUUAACAUUAAAUUUACGGAACAAACAGAAAGCCCGAAAUCCACGAUGCGCACAGUGCUGUUGAGCAAACACGAUGAGCUGUACCUGGAGAAAUGCGCACAGGAGAACCAGUUCUCGUACGGGAUAAUCGUGGGCCAUCAAGCGGACCUCACCAAGAGCGUAGUGGUCCACCUGGCCCGAAACAACGAGGAGGAUGCGGAUCUGGAGGACCUGACGGACGUCCGGCUCACCAUCUCGGACAUCAACUCACAGGCGUUGGCCUCCCAGUGGCUCAGCGCCAGCAAAAUGUGUCCCGGAUCCUUUGACGUCAUCGGAAUCUUUGUGUCUUCAGUAAGAUCCGAUGUUGUUAAUGAACAGAGCGCCGAAUUUAAGAACGCCAAAAAGCUGUUUUCAGACAUCUACGACUUGCUUUUGAAAAGCAACAGCGCGUUUGGCGUCUACACCACCGACAUUGCACAGACUGAUUUCGUAUUCCUCUCGUAUUCACUGGCCGACAAGAAGGUGCUCUGCAAGAACUACAGCUAUGGAAAACAUUGCAAAAAAACGUAUUUUACGGCAAACAUAAAAUGCAUCAUAUGCGGCGGCACUUUCUCCAACAUGGAGUUCAGGUUUGUGGACAAGCCCUUCGAGUGGAUUCAGCUGGACUGCAACUACGAUUUCGAUGAAGUGCUGCCCAUACUGGAUUCAUCGCGUCGCGUCAACAUCGAAGACCAGUUCCAGAGUAUGAUUGUGUCGAUACGCAAGAACCUGCUGGCCAGUGAGGUGUUCUUGCAGAACGAAGUCGUCGAGGAUACCAUCGACCUGCAGGCCUAUAUCAAAAAGAAAAAGGCAAAAGUGGACAAGCUGAAACCGACAUCGACAACAGGUGGCACGGCCAGUGCCGCGAGCAACACCACUGACUCCCUGCCCCAGCUUGCGUCGGAAGGAAUCAUCGGAGGCGCUGAACCCAUCCGUGCCAGCAUCGUGCUCCCAAUGAAAUGCCAGCUAAGCAAACCGACGGACAUCAAGGUGCGCGAGUUUAGUGGCACGUUGCACAUGAGCGGCAUUAUUGCCACAAAGGUUUUCUGCAGUCCACGCAACAGUAUAGCAGAUGUUAAGCGUUUCGUACGCGACGAUGUGCUGCGCUCGCUGAUCACUCGUAUUCAAGUGUACUGCGAUGGACUCACCGAUCCCUAUGUGACCAACGAAGCUCUAUACAUUAGUGAGCCGCCCAGACGAGUGUUCUUCAGCCUGCCAUCAGAGGGCCCUAGUACGUCGGUUGGCGCAGUGGUUCAGUUUUCCGAGUACUUAUUCCGUGGUGAGGCACCCACUGUUGUGGUGGCCCAGGCCAAACAGAUCCUGGACGUAGAGCUGGACCCAGAGACAAUUUCCGUGGAGGCAGAGGGCCUCCCGGAUGAUGCGAACUUCAACCAUGGCAAGACAGAUGCCGAUUGCACAGACGAUUCUAGGAUUAUGCCCAGCUCGAUGCCAAAGCCGGAACUUUCGCGCAGCCUUUACAUGGUGGGAAUCGCUGUGGCUCUGCUGGUCCUCCUGUCGUCUGUGGCACUUCACUAUGUCCUUGGCGAGCAGUAGGCAGUUGCGAUGCUGUGAUGCCGGGAUACCCGAACCAAUAAACCAAUUUAUACGAAAUGUUUUUAUACAGAUACAUUAUUUGCAUGUGUGCCCACGCACUCACCUCUCUAUUGUGAUCGUUUGUUUUUAUAAUUCAUUGUGUACUCGUAGUAGUAAAAAAAGAAUGUGUAUAGGGAUCACGUUAAAUAGUUUUAUUGUGGAAGCAAAACUGUGCAGCAUUUAACACCAAUAUAAUAAACUAAUAAGUAAUAUA